GCGUGCCACCCGGGAGGAGAGACGUGCCGGCAUAUGCGCGCAUGGGAGCUCUCCACGGCAUGGGCUGCAACACCAGCAAGGACGCCGUCGUCUCAGCGGCCGAGGGCGGCCAGAUGCAGCCGCUGCAGGACAAGGAGGAGGACAUUGACAUCGACCUGAGCGACCCGCGCACGGAGGAGGCGGCCACCAGGAUCCAGGCGGUGUUCCGCGGGCACAAGGUGCGCGCCGCUCAGUCCGGCAGCAGCAGCUGUCCCGCCAUGAAGAGCGGCGACCAAGCGGCGGCCGAGUCCGCCUCCUCGCAGCUCGAGCAGGACUUCAACCCCAACGACCAAGAGCUGUGCCACGCCGCCACCAAGAUCCAGGCCUCGUUCCGCGGCCACAUGGCCAGGAAGCAGGGCGGCAAGGGCGAGCCCGAGGACGAGCUCAGCAAGCAGCUGCAGAAGCUCGACGCCAAGGAGGAUGAGGAGCUAGACAUUGAUCUGUCCGACCCCGAUCUUCACAAAGCUGCCACCAAGAUCCAAGCCUCCUUCCGCGGUCACAAGGUGCGCAAAGAAGUGGACGGCCAGUGAAGCGGCUAGCUGGUUCCUCACACGUUAUCACCACACCCGGACACCAGACGCGAUGCUUGAACUACCACCAGAUGAUCCUCCUCUUAGAAAUUAGUCUCUGAUCGAAAGGUUGCAAGUUUUGGUGCUGUAAGGCAUUUCUUCUUUUCAUGAUUUUUAAGUACCGGUACUCUGCGGAUGCAAAUUCUUUUUUUUUUUUUUUUGUUUUGUUAAGAAAAUGUGACCAUAAUUUUUAACCAUUUGUGAUGAAGUAGUGAACAAAACAGCAUGAUGUUUUGCGACAAGCAUGAGUUACCCUGCACUUGUACCUCUACAGCGAACCUGCCUGUUUUCACGUCGCAACGACAUUGAUCACUGCGCGCUGUGGGCAUGACUAUCUUCGCUGGGUAGAAUAAAUAAUAGUAGUACCUGUCAACAGAUAGUUGCUGCUACGCCAGCAACAGUAGUGGCACUAGAAUUAUUUGCAAUGGUUCAAACAUCGGGUUUGAAUUCCGUCCGCCCACAUAAUACGUUGAACCUUUGUAAAAAAAAAAACAGCCAUUUAUAAAUAUGUGUUAGUUGGAAAUGGCAUGAGUGAGAGUUCUGAAGAUAGAAAUUAAUUUUAAUUUGUACCAAACAUUUCACUGGAAUAAUUGUAGUUUUACAGUAUGUUAAAAUGGUUUCAUAAAUAAUAAUAAAACUAGUAAUAGGCUUCAGUGGUUUCUCCAUUACAAAGAAAUCAGUAAAUACAA
Molecule: messenger RNA, 1297 nt
Organism: Bacillus rossius redtenbacheri
Lineage: Eukaryota; Metazoa; Arthropoda; Insecta; Phasmatodea; Bacillidae
Gene: igl
Product: obscurin
Exons: 4
Coding region: 42-569 (175 amino acids)
Biological process (GO): regulation of growth
Molecular function (GO): protein binding
Source: RefSeq, a predicted model, not a curated record